AUGUCGCACCUCAAGUACGCCGAUGCCAAAUAUGUCUUCCUUACCGACUUUGACGGUACCAUCACCCUCCUCGACUCGAACGACCACAUGGUUGACACUGUCGGCAUGGGCUACACCGAGCGAAGAAAGAUCAACGUCGAGAUUGUCGAGGAGCGCGUCAGCUACCGCGAGGGUUUCAAGCAGAUGAUCGAGUCGGUCCACCGUCCUUUCAAGGAGAUGGAGGAGCUCGUCCGACGCGACGUCACCCUCGACCCUGGUUUCAAGGAGUUCUACGCCUUUGCCAAGGCCAACAACAUCCCCGUCAUCAUUGUCUCGUCCGGCAUGACGCCCAUCAUCCGCAGCAUCCUCUCCAACCUCAUCGGUGAGAAGGACGCCAACGAGAUCGACGUCAUCUCGAACGAAGUCAACUUCACCGACCCCGAGAAGGAGGGCAAGACGUGGGAGCUGAUCUACCGUCACCCCGACAACCACUUUGGUCACGACAAGUCGCUCUCCAUCGCCCCUUACCGUGAGCUCAAGAACCGCCCCACGCUCUUCUUCGCCGGCGACGGCAUCUCGGACAUGUCGGCCGCCCGCCACGCCGACGUCCUCUUCGUCAAGGACAAGCAGGACAACGACCUGGCCACCUACUGCAAGACCAACAACAUCCCCUACCACCUCUUCCGCGACUGGACCAUCCCCAAGAAGAUGCUCGAGCAGAUCAUCGCCGGCGACCUCAAGAUCGAGGAUGUCAGCGGAAAGAGCUCCGACAACGGCGACUUUUCCAAGGCAUAG
This is a messenger RNA of Kalmanozyma brasiliensis GHG001, 774 nucleotides long. Its product is annotated as HAD-like domain protein. The record is from RefSeq and is a predicted model, not a curated record. Lineage: Eukaryota; Fungi; Basidiomycota; Ustilaginomycetes; Ustilaginales. The coding region runs from base 1 to 774 and encodes 257 amino acids. The transcript is spliced from 2 exons. Gene Ontology annotation, molecular function: phosphatase activity.